Anopheles funestus (African malaria mosquito) is the source of this 873-nucleotide messenger RNA. RefSeq lists its product as uncharacterized. Gene Ontology annotation, molecular function: transcription corepressor activity. Lineage: Eukaryota; Metazoa; Arthropoda; Insecta; Diptera; Culicidae. The record is from RefSeq and is a predicted model, not a curated record. Gene Ontology annotation, biological process: cellular heat acclimation. The coding region runs from base 43 to 453 and encodes 136 amino acids. Gene Ontology annotation, cellular component: nucleus; cytosol. The transcript has 3 exons.
CAUUAAGAACCGCUGGAAUGGCAAUAAUGCCGGCUGCUGUCAAUGGAAAUUUUUGACAGCUGCGUGAAUAGGAGAAAAGACGGUGCAAUCUUGGUGGUUUGUUUAUUCGAUUGCAAAAACGAUAGCAUACCCGGUAGUAAGUGGUUGUUGAAUCGAAGAGUUCGUUUUGCUGCUAACGAGAAGAACAGUUACAGUGCGAUGGCCGAUGCGAAAUCCGAAAUUGACAGUGACGCUGAACAGAACUAUUCGCUUAACAGCAAUGUGGAUCCGAAGAACAUGCAGGAACUAACGAUAUACGUGCAAAAUCUGCUGCAGAACGUGCAGGAUAAGUUCCAGACGAUGUCGGAUCAGAUCAUUUCCCGCAUCGACGAUAUGGGCACUAGGAUAGAUGACCUUGAAAAGAGUAUUGCCGAUCUGAUGCAGCAAGCUGGGGUCGAAGGGCAGGACAAGUAGGAAAUGCAGUGUGGUCUCUUUGGAUCGACCACUGGCCAUCAUACAUUAUGGUUAAUUUGGAUGUAACACUCACUUCGCAUUAAUAUUCAUCCCUCUAGAAACACACACAGAGACACAUUCAUAAACACGCAUGCAUUUAUCUUUGAAUUAAAGAAACGUUCACACUUGUAUCAGGUAAAACGAGGAAAUUAGGCUUAAAGUGAACAACUAACAACUACACGCAAUUGGCCGGUAAAGCUAAUGGAAGUUCGCCUAACGCUUAUCCAUCGAGCGAGGGGGAUAGAAAUCGCCUUUAAGGAUAUGAGUUAUCGAUGGACAUUAAAUUGCACAGAACAUGCAUAUUAGGACUAUCGGUAGAAUGUUUUCGAUUGUACACCUAAGCACUAAGGAUGAAUCUAUAAUAUAAAGCAGUAAAAAUGA